UCGGUCAAGUGUUAUGGCAACGUCUCUUGAGUCGAAGGACAACGCGUCAAACAGCUCCGGCUCGAGCCAGCGAAAAAAUUACCCAAGCGAAUGGACGGAUGAGAUGAAAGCGGCACUGGAGCUUAAGUCGGAAACACGAUGGAUGCCAUCCAAAACUAGCAUCUCUAGCAUCAGUUCCGAGCACUCUCCGUCAAUGUCUUCCCAAUCCGAAGAGCGAACGGAAGCAAGCGAAACACUUCAGAGCGAAGACCUGACGGGCAGCUGCUCACUGCAUUCGACAGACCAAUUAGCCAGCAGACGAAAGAGCAGCAUCAGCACCAUUGGCAGUGCCCAUUUGCCGCUGACGAACUCCCAGACGUCAUCUGAAUGCACCACAGAGAGCAGCUAUCAAACCACAUCGGCGGAUGACUCCACUCUGGAGUCCAGCGACUCCAGCAACAACGUUCAGACGAUCUACGCAUCAGCACCCAACAAUUUUCUACGUGAAAUGUAUGUGCCAGUCGACCCGAGAGCCGUAGCGUACCAGCUGGAACCAGUACGCUGGGAACUGCGCCCACUGCUGGCCCACGAGAUGGCGGUUCGAGGCAGUUAUGGAGAAGUCUUCUAUCUAAUCGGCUACCACUACAUGUGGUAGGACUGUGUGCGAGUCGAGUUUGCAAUAGACAUUCCAAAAUUCCCAAUGCCAA
Molecule: messenger RNA, 686 nt
Organism: Drosophila guanche
Lineage: Eukaryota; Metazoa; Arthropoda; Insecta; Diptera; Drosophilidae
Product: lisH domain-containing protein C1711.05-like
Exons: 1
Coding region: 14-634 (206 amino acids)
Source: RefSeq, a predicted model, not a curated record